CUCAUUCAUUGUCAGCUUCCUGGAGCCAUUUUCCAGCGAGCGGCGCAGCACUUCGACUCCGUUUUUUAAUCCAAACCAUCUGCGCUUUCGUGGGACUAAUAUAAACUCAAACGUGGCCAAAUCGAUAGUUAAGAGUCUUAUCUUUUAUUUCAGACCGAUAUUGAUGACAUAAACGCGGCGUGUAGGUACAAAAAAGCCUUUAAAUCAAAGAGGGACAAAAGGACGGCCCCCGUACUCGAGUCCACGACGAUGAGAAGAGGGAUCUCAUCAGCCCCGGAGAAAGUCAUAAUCGCAGGGGUUGGUGGUUCUUCGCUGGACAAAAACGCUGUUUUGACGGCUUUGUCUGACCGCCUGACCUCUCAUCUUCCCACUACAACUUAUAUCCAAAUCAUAACCCCGCCGCCGGGCAUUUCUCAGACCUCCACCGUAUGCCUGUCGGAGGCUCCGGCGGCCAGUUUGUACACAACCCCGCACGGGAACAACGGAGCCGGACCACGACCUGCCCUAGGACGCCCUCCGGCAAAGAGACGCCUGGCCUUGGAUGAUGCUGACCACUUGUAUACGACUGAUGUAGCCAAAACAUCCAAGACUCAAAAUGGAGCACCUCUAGCUGUACUGAAGGCCAGCAAAACUCCGAAGUCUCCAUCAGAGAAAACGCGCUAUGAUACUUCUCUGGGCCUCCUGACUAAGAAGUUUGUGCAGCUGUUAGGCCAGUCUUCUGAUGGUGUGGUAGACCUGAACCAAGCAGCUGAAGUGCUCAAUGUCCAGAAGAGGCGGCUCUAUGAUAUUACCAAUGUGCUGGAGGGAGUCCAUCUAAUCAAGAAGAAAUCAAAGAACAACAUACAAUGGAUGGGCUGUAAUUUGUCAGAGGUUGGUGGGGCUUUAACUCAGAAGCAGACUCUGAGCAGUGAGGUGGCUCAGCUGGUGCAGGAGGAGCGCCGACUGGACGAGUUGAUCCAGAAAUGUACCCAGGAGGUUAAGCAGAUGACGGAGUCAUCGAAUGGUCAGAAAUUCGCUUAUGUGACGUAUCAAGACUUGCGCAGAGACCGUAGCCUGAGAGAUCAGACGGUCAUUGUGGUCAGAGCACCUGCUGGGACCAAGCUGGAAGUCCCGGAUCCACAAGAGGGUUUGCAAGUACAUCUCACCAGUACAAAGGGCCCUAUAGAUGUCUUCCUGUGUCCAGAUGAGAAUACGCCUGACAGUCCGGUGAAAAAUGAAGGCUUACGCUUGAACGGAAACUCCUCACCUUUCAUGAAAGUGUUAGAAGAUGGGGGCUCUAGUCGGGCUGGUCCAGCAGUAACGGUCACCAGCUUGUCACCCAUCACCUCUCCAUACACCAGCCUUCUGCAGCAGACAGAAGACCAGAUUCCCUACGCAGACGGCAUUCCCUUCGUCAGCCUGGGCUCGCCCCCUCUCAGUGAGGACUACCUCAUGAGCCUGGGUGAAGGAGAGGGCAUCACUGACCUCUUUGAUGACCUGGACAGGCUUCCAAACCUUGAUGACCUCCUGUGCAACUGAAAGGGUCUCAAGGUGAGACUCCAUCUUGGUUUGAGAGGACAUUUCAGCCUUACUGAGAUAACAAUCCACUGUGCGAUUGCAUUGACAAGUGCAGCUUGCACGUGGCCUUUAUUUGGAAGUGGCUUUUUUGGUUUUUCCUUAACUCUUCAGCAGUACACGAGCUGCUUUUGAAAUGGGUAUCAGAAUUUACCCUCUUUCUCCUGUCUUCAGUGAAAUAAUUCUCUUUCUAGAGGCCUUUGAUUCAUCAUUGACUAUUGGGAAUAUGCUCUCUUGCUCACACCAGUGAGUGGGAGAAAGUGAGUUUCUGUGUAGAAUUACACAGCAUAUCUACAGCUUAUUCUGCUGCCUGUCACUUCUUUAUGAAUAAGAUAUACUAGCAGCACAAGGCCACACCAUUAUUCAGGAGACACUUGUAUAGAAAUGUCUUGUCUGCACUUGUUGCAGAUUACAACUUCUUUUUGAUCAGUGACCUAUUUGAGUGAGAUCCCCUCACAAUAUUGACUAUUGAAGGCCGUUCAUGUGCGGACACAGCUAAAGAGAGUAGAGUGGAGCUAAUAUCUUCUGUAGACCAAAGGUUUAAUUGGCACCGCAUUCAUUUUCAUAGAGAAUCAACAUGUUCUGACACUGGUAGCAUAUCUAACUGAUGUGAAUUGAAACGGGGGAUGUUUGCGCCAGUGUCCAGCUCCGUUUAAACUUUGGAAGUGCACUUUAGAUCUCUCUUCCCAGAUGUAUGCUCGUGUUGCCACCAUCCAACUGAAAAGAAGAAAAUCAGCUCUGCAUUUGUGUGGGCAGCGACUUCUGUCCAUUGUGGGACUGCCUGUUGGAAGGGAAAUGACUUGCAGUUCUUGCGAUGUUUUUAUCAGCUUGUCAUUGGAAAUUUUCAGCUGCACUGUUGGUGUGUUAAGUGUAGAAAGUGUUUUCUAAGUGAUGCUUGAUCAAUUUUAAAUACAAGGCAGGUGUCCUUGACUAAAGCCAUUGUUUAAAAGGUGUGGUACUGUUCUGUAGGCUUAACCAAAUUUAAGUAGGUGGUCACGCAGUUUUGAUCUUCAGUUGAUCUGGAAAUGAAGCUAACAAUCACACAAACUCCACGUGGCUCUGUUGGAGGAUCCAAGCUUUUAGAUUGGAUACGUCAAAGUCUUGAUUCUACAUUUUGUUUGCUAAUAGAUCAUUGGAACAGUGAAUGUACAUCUGGCUGCUUUACAGCGAGCACUUGGGCUUACAGAUGGUGGAAAAUCUGCAGUACCUGGAGCUCAAGGCCUGUGACUUGAUUACUUCUGUUUUGAUGUGAGUCACGUUAAUCAACUGCUCAAAUAGCAUAAAUAAUGUAAACUUCAUGCAUAAAUGGCAUGUACUUCAUGUAUCAAGGUUGCAUAUCAUGCAUCUAGGUUUUGCAGGCUUUACUGCUGCGUAAGAGAAGUUUGAAACAUGCACUCUGGAAAUUUACCAUGUUCUUAUUCAGUUCUAAUAUAUAAAGCUUAUGUAAAAACAAUAUAAAUAUUCCAUGUUAAUUAUUUGUAUUGGCUUUUUGUGAAGAGUGGUGAUAGGCUAAAUAAUCCUGAUUGGUUUGCCCCAGGACUAUGUACUGCAGACUACCUCCAAAUCUGUUACUAACAAUAUAAAUAUGUAUUAAACUGUUCCUUUCUGUAUCUGUUCUGUUGCUUCCAGUAUCACAACUGCUUUUCAGUUUUCUCACCUUUCUUCUCUUCCCGCCUCCCCCCCCACCCCUCAUUACUAUUACUUUGAGCUGCUGAUGUAAUCCCACAUCGAAGAUUCCACCUUGGUUAGAUACCUUAUUUACUGCCAUUUCUAUAAACUGGUUUAUCUGGAAAAUUCAGAUUUAAUUUUACACACAACUUCAAAUUUAUAUUUAAAAGUGAGUUUUUGCUAUACAAUCCAUGGCAAAAAUUAUGGAGUCACCACUCUUGGAGGAAGAUCUUUUCAAUUGUUUAAUUUAGUAGAAAAAUGUAAUCAGACAUGCCACACAACCUUUUUUCAAAAUUCCAACCUUCUGCCAUUAAGAACACAAAGAAAUAUUGUUUUCAGUCACUUGUUUUUGGAUCUGUUUUUAGAUCAAGUAGAGGAAAAAAUAUAGAAUCACAAAAUUCUGAGGAAAUUAUGGAAUCUCUCUAAUUUGCAGUUCUAAAACAAAAAGCUGCAUCAGAUUAAAUCUGCUAAUUAGUCUAGUUUAAAAAAAAAAAUGCUCACACCUUGGAGAGCUGUUGCACAAAGUGGAUUGACAUGAAUCAUGGCU
Messenger RNA from Pygocentrus nattereri (red-bellied piranha), 3769 nucleotides. Its product is annotated as transcription factor E2F3-like. Lineage: Eukaryota; Metazoa; Chordata; Actinopteri; Characiformes; Serrasalmidae. The record is from RefSeq and is a predicted model, not a curated record. Gene Ontology annotation, molecular function: RNA polymerase II cis-regulatory region sequence-specific DNA binding; protein dimerization activity; DNA-binding transcription factor activity, RNA polymerase II-specific. Gene Ontology annotation, cellular component: RNA polymerase II transcription regulator complex. Gene Ontology annotation, biological process: regulation of transcription by RNA polymerase II. Bases 250 to 1518 code for a protein of 422 amino acids. The transcript has 7 exons.